Messenger RNA from Grus americana (Whooping crane), 3291 nucleotides. RefSeq names its product RAN binding protein 10 (gene RANBP10). Gene Ontology annotation, cellular component: cytoplasm. Bases 860 to 2725 code for a protein of 621 amino acids. The record is from RefSeq and is a predicted model, not a curated record. Gene Ontology annotation, molecular function: protein binding. The transcript is spliced from 17 exons. Gene Ontology annotation, biological process: cell surface receptor signaling pathway; cytoskeleton organization. Lineage: Eukaryota; Metazoa; Chordata; Aves; Gruiformes; Gruidae.
CGCCUCCGCCGCCUUUACCCCGCCGUCAACCAGGAGGAGACGCCGCUGCCGCGGUCCUGGAGCCCGAAGGACAAGUACAACUACAUCGGCCUCUCGCAGGGCAACCUGCGCGUCCACUACAAAGUGUCACCAGCCCGGGCCGAGCGCUCGCUGUAGCCGGAUCGCCUGUUUACUCCGUCAUCCUCCUUAAAACCCGGCCGAGGGCUGGGAUGGCGUCGAGACGCCGCGUAACUGGGGCUUCGGCUCCUUGAGUUUACGGAAAAUAGAUGCUCGCAGACUUGUAAGACUCGGGGAAUCACACCGCUGUUUUUCUUGCUCGCUAUUGGAAGCUGUUCUCCCUACCACCCAGCGGAGAACCGAUCAUUCCUUUUCCUGCCUGGUCACGGUAAAAAUCACAAAGAUGCUGCCUCAGUCAGGGCUACGCACCCUAUACCCGCAGCCUGCGGCAUUUAUUACUUUGAAGUGAAGAUCGUCAGUAAAGGUAGAGAUGGGUUAUGUGCAUGGGAGUUGCUGCAGUACACACAAGAGGGAAGAUGAAUCUGCAUAGAAAAUAAUAAAGUUAAGCAGGAUAAGCUGAAGUGGAAGAUGACCUGUUUUAUCCAAGUUCAACAAUUAUGUUAUUUCUUGUAAUUUCCUGCGGUUUGCUCAGUAUUGUCACCCUUAUGGUGACGAUGCAAUGCAAUGGCCCGACAAGGGGUGGGGACAGAAGGGAAGCCAUCAAAAUGCUGCGGCCAUGAUUCUGACGAAGCUGCGCGCCAAGGUCGUGUGCAGAAGUAAGGAGGGACGGAGUUGGCCAGAGGCCCUAUGGCCCUGGGGCAGUGCUGGGUGAUACUGAGAUUAAGGAAGCUGACACCACCAGAUGACGGAGCUGCGCUGGAGGAGACUAAGUGGGCACAGUUUUACCGUGUUUCACCUUCGGCUCAGCCACAUAGAUCAGGACAUAGGAAACGCUCCCUGCGCUGAGAGGUACAUGGGAAUAGGACUUUCUGCUCAAGGGGUCAACAUGAACAGGCUUCCUGGAUGGGAUAAACAUUCUUAUGGGUACCACGGUGACGAUGGGCACUCCUUCUGUUCUUCGGGGACAGGACAGCCCUAUGGUCCUACGUUCACCACUGGAGAUGUGAUCGGCUGCUGUGUCAACCUUAUCAACAAUACCUGCUUUUACACGAAAAAUGGCCACAGUUUAGGUAUAGCCUUUACAGACCUCCCUUCAAAUCUCUACCCUACAGUGGGUCUCCAGACUCCAGGAGAGAUAGUCGAUGCCAACUUUGGGCAGCAGCCAUUUGUGUUCGACAUAGAGGACUACAUGAGGGAGUGGCGAGCGAAGAUUCAGAGCACCAUUAAGCGGUUUCCCAUAGGAGACAGACUAGGCGAGUGGCAAGCCAUGCUGCAGAAUAUGGUUUCGUCCUAUUUGGUUCAUCAUGGGUACUGUUCAACAGCCACCGCCUUUGCCAGAGUCACAGACACCACGAUCCAGGAAGAACAGACCUCCAUAAAGAAUAGACAAAGAAUACAGAAGCUAGUAUUAGCAGGCAGAGUGGGAGAGGCUAUAGAAGCCACCCAGCAGCUCUAUCCUGGCCUCCUAGAACAUAACCCCAACCUGCUCUUCAUGUUAAAGUGUCGGCAGUUUGUGGAGAUGGUGAAUGGGACAGACAGUGAAGUUCGUUGUUUCAGUGCCCGCAGCCCCAGAUCCCAGGACAGUUACCCCGGGUCCCCCAGCUUAAGUCCUAGACAUGGAUCAAGCAACUCACACGUGCAUAGUACCGGAGCAGAUAGUCCAACCUGUAGCAAUGGAGUCAUGUCCACAAAAAGCAAACAGAGUCACAGUAAAUACCCAACGCUGAGUUCAUCAUCUUCAUCUUCCUCCUCCUCCUCCCCCUCAUCUGUGAACUACUCUGAGUCCAAUUCUACAGAUUCUACCAAAUCUCAGCAGCACAGUAGUACGAGUAACCAAGAAACCAGCAGGUGCAAACCUGUUCCCGUUCUCCUGCUCUGGCCCAGGCUUGGAGGCUCAUCUCCUGAGGAAUAUUAUGAUGCUCUCGUUUCAAACGCUGAGCUGUCCCAUGGGACUGAUGCCGUCAGAGCCCAACAUGAUAGCUUGCACAGAAGCUCUGCCGUUGAGCCGUUGCUCCUGCCUCAGCCAGCCGAUGACUGCUCGAAGCAGCUUGCCCGCCCUUUAGUGGGUGAGGCAGCAGCUCCAGUGAAUACUGGUGACAGCGAGAUGGAAAUGGAGGCUGAGCACUACCCCAAUGGAGUCCUGGAAAAUUCAUCCACCAGGAUAAUGAAUGGCACCUACAAACAUGAAGAGAUCCUGCAGACGGAUGAAUCCAGCAUGGAAGACAGCUGUCCCCAGAGGCAGCUCUGUGGAGGGAACCACGCUGCCACGGAACGAAUGAUCCAGUUUGGACGGGAGCUGCAGAUGCUGAGUGAGCAGCUUUGCAGAGAAUACGGGAAGAACACAGUACACAAAAAGAUGCUUCAGGACGCGUUUAGCUUGUUAGCUUACUCAGACCCUUGGAACUGCCCCGUUGGUCAACAGCUGGACCCGAUCCAGAGGGAACCUGUGUGUGCUGCUCUUAAUAGUGCUAUAUUGGAAUCUCAGAACCUGCCAAAGCAGCCCCCGCUGAUGCUUGCCCUGGGCCAGGCCUCGGAGUGUUUGCGGCUCAUGGCUCGCGUGGGCUUGGGCUCCUGCUCCUUUGCCAGAGUAGACGACUAUUUGCACUAGCCACCAGAGCAAGAUGGAGUUGACAUCAUUGAGUGCUGCCCUUCACCCUCCGUUGCUGCCACUCUACACCACCACCUCGUUCGAUAGCCUGACCUCCCUGCCACCAACACCCCCUCUAGCACACACACACACGCUGCCCGUGAAAGGAUCGAGUGAAGUCCCUCACUGUGCGGCUGUUCCUGACCCCAGGAACGACUGGCAGACCUUACCCGUCUCCCUGCCAUUGCUGCGGCUCCAGCGGCACUCAGUAUUUCGCUGGUUAUUCUAAUGUAGCACCUUCCGAUGUAGGGAUUUCUCUUUGUUUUGAUUUGAGUUGUUUCUCAUGGAUCCACCAGUAUUUUAUCUGGAGAGUUUUGCUGAGCUGGUUUCUGCUGAUUUACUGAGGAAGCUCAUCAAGUUGGUGACAGCUUGUUCUUUUCUUCCCUUCUCCCUCCAUCGUGCACAUACAGCAGCAUCUUCUGUGCUAGUUCCCUGAACUCUUCUCGCAGUGGCAGUUCAGAGGGAUUUUUUUUUUUUAAUUUUAUUUGAAUCCUGUUUAUUAAAAAGGUCUCUUCCACCUCCACAAA